This is a messenger RNA of Papaver somniferum (opium poppy), 784 nucleotides long. Its product is annotated as 60S ribosomal protein L12-3-like. Gene Ontology annotation, cellular component: ribosome; cytosolic large ribosomal subunit. The record is from RefSeq and is a predicted model, not a curated record. Lineage: Eukaryota; Viridiplantae; Streptophyta; Magnoliopsida; Ranunculales; Papaveraceae. Gene Ontology annotation, molecular function: structural constituent of ribosome; large ribosomal subunit rRNA binding. The transcript has a single exon. Bases 81 to 581 code for a protein of 166 amino acids. Gene Ontology annotation, biological process: translation.
UAUCCAUCUCUCUUGUUUGCUUUCUUCCUCAUCCAGCAGCAGCGCCCCCAAAACCCUAGAAAAAAAACACAGCUGCAACCAUGCCUCCAAAAAUGGAUCCCACGCAGAUCGUAGAGGUCUACGUUCGUGUAACAGGUGGUGAAGUUGGUGCAGCAAGUUCUCUCGCUCCAAAGAUCGGUCCAUUAGGUCUUUCUCCUAAGAAGAUUGGAGAAGAUAUUGCUAAGGAAACUGCUAAAGACUGGAAGGGUCUUAGGGUUACUGUCAAACUUACAGUUCAAAAUCGUCAAGCUAAGGUUUCUGUCGUUCCUUCAGCCGCGGCUCUGGUUAUCAAAGCUCUUAAAGAACCAGAAAGAGAUCGUAAGAAGGUAAAGAAUAUCAAACACGGUGGUAAUAUUUCACUUGAUGAUGUUAUUGAAAUUGCUAAGAUCAUGAGGCCAAGAUCUAUGGCUAAGGAGUUGACUGGAUCUGUUAAGGAGAUUCUUGGAACAUGUGUUUCUGUUGGAUGUACUGUUGAUGGAAAGAACCCAAAGGAUCUUCAGGACGAGAUUGCUGAUGGUACUGUUGAAAUCCCUCAAGAUUAAAUUUGAGCUUUUAUAUUACCAACCAGUUCUUAUUUUACUGCUAUUUUGCUCGUCUUCUUUCUUAAUUAGAGAUUUUUGUUUAAUGUAAUUUCGUUUUGAGGUUAAAACUGCAGUAGCAAUGCUUGUUGAGAACAUAUUCUUGGAUGAAAAUCUAAGGUUUAAUGAUUUGGAUCGAUGGUUUAUAUCAUUAUCUUGCUAUUGCC